AUGGCUGGCAAAGACGGGAACGGUCGUGGGAACUCUUCUUUUCCACGAGAGCCGCUGAAUAAAGACCUGCAGAAGUUGAUUGACAAGCAAGAUGAUAUAUGGGACAACAUUUACGAGGGGCAGGGGCCCGAUACGACUGAAACGAGCGUGCGAUAUGCCGCAUACGCCAACCGUCUGCGCACCAUCAUGUUGAGCGCCCAUCGUUAUGUCGCAUAUACCUCAGACAUUGGCGAAUCAUUUCGGCCUAUUGCCCAUCCCAUACUCGUUAGGAGCGCGUACGGUAUUUCAUGGGCAUAUAUUCUCGGCGACGUCAGUCAUGAAGGUUACAAGGCAUACAAGAGGAAUCAGAAGUUGGCUGCACCCAAAGGGGACGAGCACUUUGACGGAAGGCAAAAAGAACCGAUGGGCAAGCUCGACGCGAUCCCCCCAACACAUCCCGUCCGCAUACCAGCGAUCGAGGACUACAAGGCUGUUAUGGCGCAGCGUGCCGUGUUUCAGAGUAUUGCGUCUAUGGGUUUGCCGGCGUUCACUAUACAUUCCAUUGUGAGAUACUCGGGGAAAGCGCUCAAGAGUGCAACGAAUGCUACAGUGAGGACAUGGGGACCAAUAGGCCUCGGUCUCGCUGCAGUACCAGCCCUGCCAUACUUAUUUGAUAAGCCUGUCGAGGAGGCUGUGGAAUGGACUUUUUAUACCGCCUUCCGGGCAAUUGGCGGGGAGAAUGCGGUCGGGAAGAGACCUCAUGUGGGCAGGAAGGAGGCUCUGCAAGUCGAAACGGAGAUUGCGCAAGUAGCGCAAGAAAAGAAGGAUUUAUAA
This is a messenger RNA of Cladophialophora yegresii CBS 114405, 813 nucleotides long. RefSeq lists its product as uncharacterized. The record is from RefSeq and is a predicted model, not a curated record. Lineage: Eukaryota; Fungi; Ascomycota; Eurotiomycetes; Chaetothyriales; Herpotrichiellaceae. The transcript is spliced from 2 exons. Gene Ontology annotation, biological process: mitochondrial fission. Gene Ontology annotation, cellular component: mitochondrion. Bases 1 to 813 code for a protein of 270 amino acids.